Ictalurus furcatus (blue catfish) is the source of this 4145-nucleotide messenger RNA. Its product is annotated as kelch-like protein 29. Bases 666 to 3248 code for a protein of 860 amino acids. The transcript is spliced from 12 exons. The record is from RefSeq and is a predicted model, not a curated record. Gene Ontology annotation, molecular function: protein binding. Lineage: Eukaryota; Metazoa; Chordata; Actinopteri; Siluriformes; Ictaluridae.
UAGAGGCGGUUAGUAGUCUGCUCAGGCUGCUCCCUGUGAACCAAUCAGCAGUUUAAAGCAAUAAAGUGAGUUAUGAAAUGGGCUGUCCAGUUAAUUAGGACUCUGGAUGGGUUUGAGUUAUGAGCUUUGGGAGCCAUACAAGUUAAGUCAUUAAGGAAACCUGGUAUAGCUGGAUAGAUCCUUGAGCCAUAUGGAAUAGAGCGAAACUUCCCUCCAGCAGCAAGUGUUGCAGUUUUCUUCUUGGUCCUUGUGAGUAAAUGCAAAUCUUUCCACUCAUUAUGGACCGGCAGAAUGGCUUUUACCGUAAGCAAAUGGAGCAUUUGGAGUUUGUGUGUCAAUCAAACAGAGUAGCAGCAUCUGUCGAAAAUGUUUGCAGCUGGAUACUCGGGGAAGCUGUUUGCAUUCCGCACAGCUCUGUUGACUCUGUCCAUACGUGAGUGUAUAUGUUUGUGUGCACUAACACUUUUCUCCACGCACGUGGGUUGUUUUUCCAAAGAGUGAAAAAAAUUCUCGUGUGCUUUUUGCUCCGCAUUGUUCUAUUUCUGGUUUUGUUUUUCACAGUACCUCAUAGUUGUUGUUUUUUUGUUUUUUUUGUUUGUUUUUUUUUUGUCCCUGUCUGUUUGUCUCUUGCUCAGACAGUGCCACAUUGGCUCUGAAAGGAAGUGAUGUCGCGUCACCACCACCGGUUCGAGAGGGACUACCGGGGCGCGUGGGAGCGUCGCGACCGGCCUGCACCCCUCCACAACGGAGUGACCAAUAACGCCUGCACCCCUGCUGGCCCUACACUUGCUAAUGGCAACAACCGGCCUGGGCUGCUUCCUCUUCCUGUUAUCCCCUCCCUCCUGCCCACUCCGGUGACCAUUGCCGUGACGACGAGCAGUAACGAGCUGGGCGCCAAGCGUGCAGGGGUGCCAGUUUCAGCUCCGACAGUGAAGCCUGCAGGCCUUUCCCCUGGUGAGAAUCAGACUCCUGCACUGCUCCUGGCUCCAGGGUUGAGGUGGGGCCAAACACCCAUCAACCAGUCCACGCCAUGGGACACGGACGAGCCUCCAGUCAAACAGCACCGAGAGAACGACACCGCGGGGCCUCCAUGGGUUCCUCCGGUGGUUGCAGUGAGUCAGCCGGGUCUCUUAGCUCACUCAUACACGCUGCCUCAGCCUCCUGCCUACAGCCAGGGAGCUUCUGUCCAGUCGCCCGUCAUUGGCGUAACCCCUGCCAUCCAGACCCCCGUUCCCCCGCACCACCCGCUCAUGAGUGCACACUUCCAGGUUCCUCCGCACUCGUCUCAGCCGCCAGGCAGCCUCGUGCUCAGCCUGCAGAACCAGUCGCCUUACCAGCCACCCAUCACCCCUUCGCCUAUGCCAGCUGGAGGACACAGCGUAGUGGGCAACGGGCACCUGACUCACCCGCUCAUGCAGCUACCUGCUCUGCCUUCUGCCGCACUGCCACUGACCAACGGGCAGCCUUCGCCCGCCUCAGCCAAUCAGGAGGGCCUAAACGGGCUGCAGAUGCUACGUACAGUGGGCAUGGGGAAGUACGAGUUCACAGAUCCUGGGCAUCCUAAAGAGAUGUUGAAGGAGCUGAACCAGCAACGCAGAGAGAAAGAAUUUACAGACCUGAAAAUUGUAGUUGAAGGCAAAGAGUUUGAAGUCCACCAAAAUGUUCUAGCUUCCUGCAGCUUGUAUUUCAAGGACAUGGUGAAAAGGUCCCUCGGGGAGACGGGCAGCGGAGAGAAGCUGGAGCUGCAGAUGACCAACAUCAGUGCUGACGUGCUGGAGAUGCUCCUGGAGUUUGUGUACACCGGCUCACUCGUCAUCGACUCGGCCAAUGCCAAAACCCUGCUGGAGGCCGCCAACAAAUUCCAGUUCAGCACGUUUUGCAAAGUCUGCGUGUCUUUCUUAGAGAAGCAGCUGACAGCGGGGAACUGCCUGGGGGUCCUGGCCAUGGCUGAGGCUAUGUGCUGCACAGAGCUACACAAUAUGGCCAAGGCAUUUGCCCUGCAGAAUUUCCCAGACGUGGCUAGCCAGGACGAGAUCCUCAGCAUCUCUAAAGAAGACCUGGUCAGCUACCUGUCCAACGAUAGCCUCAACACCAAGGCUGAGGAGCUGGUCUACGAGACUGUCAUCAAAUGGAUCAAGAGGGACCCAACCAACCGAGUACAGCACAUAUCGGAGUUGCUGGCAGUAGUCCGACUACCGUUUAUUCACCCAAGCUACCUGCUGAACGUGGUGGACAAUGAGGAGCUGAUCAAGUCGUCCGAGGCCUGCCGAGACCUAGUGAACGAGGCUAAGCGCUACCACAUGCUCCCUCACGCACGCCAGGAGAUGCAGACUCCCCGAACCCGGCCAAGACUGUCGGCAGGAGUUGCAGAGGUGAUCGUGUUGGUCGGAGGGCGGCAGGCCAUCGGCAUGAACCAGCGCUCUCUCACUGCAGUCACCUGCUUCAACCCCCAGAACAGCAAGUGGUAUCCGCUCGCUAGCCUGCCAUUCUACGACCGCGAGUUCUUCAGUGUCAUCUCAGCAGGGGACAACAUUUAUCUGUCAGGCGGAACAGAGUCCGGGGUGACGGUGGCAGAUGUGUGGUGCUACAUGUCACUACUGGACAACUGGAACCUGGUGUCACGCAUGACUGUGGCACGAUGCAGACACAACAGCCUGGUGUAUGAUGGGAAACUCUACACUAUCGGAGGACUCGGCAUGGCUGGGAACCUGGAUCAUGUCGAAAGGUAUGACACCAUCACUAACCAGUGGGAGACGGUGUCUCCACUGCCAAAACCAGUGCACUCAGCGGCAGCUACAGUUUGUGGAGGGAAGAUCUACGUUUUUGGAGGGGUGAACGAGGCCGGACGAUCAGCUGGGGUCUUACAGUCCUACAUACCCCAAACCAACACCUGGAGCUUCAUCGAGUCCCCGAUGAUUGAUAACAAAUACGCCCCUGCUGUGAGCCUCAACGGCUUCAUCUUCAUUCUCGGAGGAGCAUACGCCAGAGCCACCACCAUCUACGACCCGGACAAAGGCAACAUCAAAGCCGGACCCAACAUGAACCAUUCCAGGCAAUUCUGCAGCGCUGUCGUCCUGGACGGGAAAAUAUACACCACAGGAGGCAUCGUGAGCAGCGAGGGACCAGCGCUAGGCAACAUGGAGACCUUUGACCCCUGCACUAACACAUGGACUCUCCUACAGAAUCUGCCAUGCCCGCUCUUCAGACACGGCUGUGUGGUGAUCAAGAAGUACAUCCAGAGCGGCUGACAACUAGCGAGCGCACACACAUACACACACACACACACACACACACACCCACCCACACACACACACACACAGCCACACUCCUCAAUGCACUGCAGGGAUCCAAGUCAAAACACUACUCCACAAACUCCAGCGGCUCUCCCGGGUGGAAUGGAGUGGAACUCCACUGCUCGACAAGUCCACAAUCUGGAAGGGAAGUGUAGAGUAGCGAACUCUCAUUCACGGCUCUUGUGCCACAUGAGUAAUAAGCAAACAUUUGGACAACUACAAAAACUUUUCUUUGACAGACAUUUGUAGUUGAUUUAUAUAUAUUUUUUUGGCAUAUUCCUUUGAUGUUUUUUCAUCCUUCCGAUAACUACCUGCCCAUAACAGCACCGCGUCAUUUUCUCUCCCCCACCCCCAACAAGCGAAUCGAGCUUAUGAAGAGAUGCUGAAAUCAAAGUUAUGGUUCAUCAUUGUUUCUGAUAUCAGGUCUAUCAGACAAGAGUUACUCCAUCGAUUCAGAGGAACUGAGGAUGAGAUCUCCACAAGCCUGCAUCGCCACGAGACAGCAUCACGGGUAUAAGGUAGCACCAGGUGUCCAACAGUAAGACUGAAUGAACACGUGGAUUUGUUUUUCUCCCAAACACAGCCAAAGCACAAUCUACUUCUGAUUUUGAGGAAGACAUUGUACAUUUUUGUUCCUCCACUGUAAUCGGAAUCCAGCUGAAACAGGCUGUGGAUGGAGGAGUUCGGGGGGCUGAGGGUCCUGUAUCAUAGGGAAGGAAAUAUGUAUAUUUUAAAACCGAAGGUAAUUCUGUAUAAAUGUUUUAAAAAAACGUUGAUAGGUUGAACAAAAAAAAAAAAGACUGUAAAUCUGUACCCAAAAAGGACCAUUUACUUGUUAUUAAUGAUGAAACA